AUGUUGCAGACAUUCCUGAUUGUUGCUGUGCCUGCACUGGUUACUUUGACUGCUGCCUUGUACGUUUUACACCGUGUGUCUAGAGCAAGAGAAGAAAUGCACAGACCACCUCAUUUCCAAACCCGUCCAGGCAAGUUGACAUCUGGUGACAGUACUGUCACAUCUAGGAGAACAGGUGGCGGCUCUGAGUCGGGUCCAUACAAAGGUGAUUGUGUGGUGUGCUUUGAAGAAAGCAAUAUCGUACAGCUGUACCCAUGCCUGCACAGAAGUCUCUGCGAAGAAUGUGUCAUAAAGAUUGUUUCCAGCAACCGCAGGAUUUGCCCCCUCUGUCGCACAAGAAUUCAAGGCUACGGUGAUGACUUCUAA
Candidula unifasciata is the source of this 366-nucleotide messenger RNA. The record is from the annotation of a GenBank genome assembly. NCBI's taxonomy places the organism in Eukaryota, Metazoa, Mollusca, Gastropoda, Stylommatophora, Geomitridae.